Messenger RNA from Anolis sagrei ordinatus, 937 nucleotides. Its product is annotated as large ribosomal subunit protein uL2. Gene Ontology annotation, biological process: cytoplasmic translation. Gene Ontology annotation, molecular function: RNA binding; structural constituent of ribosome. NCBI's taxonomy places the organism in Eukaryota, Metazoa, Chordata, Lepidosauria, Squamata, Anolidae. The record is from RefSeq and is a predicted model, not a curated record. Gene Ontology annotation, cellular component: cytosolic large ribosomal subunit; ribosome.
GGACUUCAUUGCCCAUCAGGCCUUGGGGCGGCCGGAAGAACCCGGCACAUCUGAGCGAACUUCCGGCACUUCCUUCUUUCCGAGCCAGGCCCCGCGGAGGACACAAUGGGCCGAGUAAUCAGAGGCCAAAGAAAAGGUGCAGGAUCUGUGUUCAGGGCCCAUGUGAAGCACAGAAAAGGUGCAGCAAAGCUGAGAGCAGUUGACUUUGCUGAAAGACAUGGCUACAUCAAGGGUAUUGUAAAGGAUAUCAUUCAUGAUCCUGGUCGAGGAGCUCCUCUUGCCAAGGUUGUUUUCCGUGAUCCAUACAGAUUUAAGAAACGAACAGAAUUGUUCAUUGCAGCAGAAGGCAUUCAUACUGGGCAAUUUGUUUAUUGUGGCAAGAAAGCUCAACUCAACAUUGGCAAUGUCCUGCCUGUUGGUACUAUGCCCGAAGGCACCAUUGUCUGCUGCCUUGAAGAGAAGCCUGGAGAUCGUGGCAAACUAGCGCGUGCUUCUGGAAACUAUGCCACAGUUAUCUCCCACAAUCCGGAAACCAAAAAAACCAGAGUGAAACUGCCUUCUGGCUCCAAGAAGGUGAUCUCCUCUGCAAACAGAGCAGUUGUUGGUAUUGUUGCUGGUGGUGGCCGUAUUGACAAGCCAAUCUUGAAAGCUGGACGUGCGUACCACAAAUACAAGGCAAAGAGGAACUGCUGGCCACGUGUCCGUGGUGUAGCUAUGAAUCCUGUUGAACAUCCCUUUGGUGGUGGAAACCACCAGCAUAUUGGCAAGCCGUCAACCAUCAGGAGGGAUGCUCCGGCUGGUCGCAAGGUCGGUCUCAUUGCGGCCCGGCGUACUGGCAGACUGCGUGGAACCAAAACUGUCCAGGAGAAGGAGAAUUAAACCUCUAGUUCAAUAUAUUCAUAUUGAAAUAAAUGUCAUCUUUUGUGUAAGACUGAUA